This is a messenger RNA of Epithele typhae, 354 nucleotides long. RefSeq lists its product as uncharacterized. The annotation marks the transcript as partial. The transcript has 2 exons. NCBI's taxonomy places the organism in Eukaryota, Fungi, Basidiomycota, Agaricomycetes, Polyporales, Epitheliaceae. The record is from RefSeq and is a predicted model, not a curated record.
CUUCAGCGCGACGAGGAUAUCGACAUGUCUUAUGAAGGCUUGCUCUCGCUCUCCUCCAUUCUGGGCGACGUCAAGCCUCGUGGAACCGCGUCGGACGUCAUUUCAGCGCUGCCGAAGGGGACGUACGGCGACUGGGCCAAGCCAGGCGACACCGAGGAGCGAUGCCCCAUCUGUCUCGACGAUUACCAAGUCGCCGACCCUUGCUUGCGCGUCCCUGACUGCACGCACUGGUUCCACGAAGGCUGCUUAACAGUACGUCUAUCUUCGUCCCCACUUGAUCCUGUAGCUGACGCUAUCACCUCAGCAAUGGCUCAAGAGUUCGCGCACCUGCCCCGUGUGCCGCGGCCGCGUCAC